Molecule: messenger RNA, 1400 nt
Organism: Juglans microcarpa x Juglans regia
Lineage: Eukaryota; Viridiplantae; Streptophyta; Magnoliopsida; Fagales; Juglandaceae
Product: origin of replication complex subunit 6-like
Exons: 10
Coding region: 116-979 (287 amino acids)
Biological process (GO): DNA replication initiation; DNA replication
Cellular component (GO): nuclear origin of replication recognition complex
Molecular function (GO): DNA binding
Source: RefSeq, a predicted model, not a curated record
CGAUUAUCUUUUCAUGGCCAAAGUCCAAGCCCGCUCUCUUAUUUCAUUUCACAUGCAUUAACCUCCUCGAUCUCCACUCUCCCAAUUUCCCAACCCCCCGAUCACCCGGUUGAAUAUGGAUCUCUCUGGCAUAGCGAAGAAGCUGGGCCUGUCGGAGUCCAAGCACUUGAUUCGGAAGGCGGCGGAGCUCCGUCGACUCUGCGACGUCCGGUUCGACUCCUCCAUUAUCGGCGUCGGAGAGGUUUGCAAAGCUAUAAUUUGCUUGGAAAUCGCAGCGACUAGGUUGGGAGUUUUAUUUGAUCGGCAAAUUGCUAUUAGGCAGAGUGGGAUGUCGGAGAAGGCUUAUAACAGGUCUUUCAAUUCGUUGCAGAACGGUCUUGGCGUCAAGAACAACCUGGAUGUAAAGGAAUUGGCGAUUCAGUUUGGAUGUGUGAGGCUCAUUCCUUUUGUGAAAAAGGGCUUAUCUAUUUUUAAGGAACGGUUUCUGGCUUCAUUGCCAGCUUCUCGGCAUGCAAGUGCUGACUUCACUCGCCCCUUAUUUACUGCAGUGGCAUUUUAUUUGUGUGCCAAAAAGCAUAAGCUUAAGGUGGACAAGCUUAAGUUGAUUGAGCUCUGUGGGGCAUCUGAACCUGAAUUCUCUAAUGUUUCUACUUCCAUGAAGAACUUAUGCCAUGAUGUUUUUGGAGUUGCAAAGGAAAAGAAAGAUGCCAGAGAUGUAAAAGGGAACCGAGAACUUUUGGAUAUGUUACCUGAAAAAAGGAAAAUUGAGGAUGGUGGAUAUUUAUCUGAUGAUGAACCAGAGUUGUCAAGUUACAAGAAGCGCAAACGAAUGGAAAAACAUGCUUAUGAGGAGUGGAAAUCUUCUGUCAUAGAAUCUAAUGACCAAAACAAGGCAAAAGUUUCAUGCAAGCGGUCCAAGCAAACUUGCCUCAAUUUUACAAAGGAAGUUGCUGAGACACCAAAGUUGGAGGCUUUGUAAGAGACGAAAGUCUAGUCAUACGGUGCUGGAAAUUCACAUGGGGAAUCAAGGAUGAAUACAUUCCAAUUUUUGGUCAUUGUUGUCGCCUCGAGGGUGUUGAGUCUUGUUGGUCGGGUUCAUCAUGCAUAUAUAUAAUUGGUUUUCACGUGCUGUAUGGACCAUGAAAGGAAUUGACUAGCAUGCAUUAUUGAAACAACUCAUUUUGUACAGAGCGGCGAUCAUAAUUGUCUACAUUAAGAUAUCAGUUUCUUUUUUAUUUUCAAAAAUGUUUCCGAAUGCGCUCUCUCCUGUGUCACACAUUUGAAUACCUUAAAGCUUUGGACAUCUCUGUAUAUGUGGUUUCCAUAGGUGCCAGCUAUGUAACAAGAAAGAUGGGACAUGUAAAAGAUUCUCUUAUUAACGUGAAAGGAAUUAUUGACAA